GGGCAAGAGGAAGACCUCCAGGAGCUCCCCGCGCAGCGCGGCUGUGUUUGCGGCCUGUGGGAGUAGGCGCUUCGCGGAAACCAGUCUCCCGGGCGAGCGGCGCGCAGGAACCUUGGGCCGGUGGAGCCCGCUCGUCACCUGGAAGCCUAGGAGGCCGUGAAGACAGGGCCGUUUGUUUCCACAGCGGCGGACUGCUGCAGUAAGAAUGUCUUUUCCCCCUCAUUUGAAUCGCCCUCCAAUGGGAAUCCCAGCACUUCCACCAGGGAUCCCACCCCCACAGUUUCCUGGCUUUCCUCCACCUGUACCUCCAGGAACCCCAAUGAUUCCUGUGCCAAUGAGCAUUAUGGCUCCUGCUCCAACUGUUUUGGUACCCACUGUGUCCAUGGUUGGAAAGCAUUUGGGAGCAAGGAAAGAUCAUCCGGGCUUAAAGGCUAAAGAAAAUGAUGAAAAUUGUGGUCCUACUACUACAGUCUUUGUUGGCAACAUUUCUGAAAAAGCCUCUGACAUGCUGAUAAGACAGCUCCUUGCUAAAUGUGGCUUGGUUUUGAGCUGGAAGAGAGUACAAGGUGCGUCUGGAAAACUUCAAGCCUUUGGAUUCUGUGAGUAUAAGGAGCCUGAGUCUACCCUCCGUGCACUCAGGUUAUUGCAUGAUCUGCAGAUUGGAGAGAAGAAGCUACUUGUUAAAGUUGAUGCAAAAACAAAAGCACAAUUGGAUGAAUGGAAAGCAAAGAAGAAAGCUUCUAAUGGGAAUGCCAGGCCAGAAACGGUAGCUAAUGAUGAUGAAGAAGCCUUAGAUGAAGAAACAAAAAGAAGAGACCAGAUGAUCAAAGGAGCCAUUGAGGUUUUAAUACGGGAAUAUUCCAGCGAGCUCAAUGCCCCUUCUCAAGAAUCUGACUCUCAUCCUAGGAAGAAGAAGAAGGAAAAGAAAGAGGACAUUUUUCGCAGAUUUCCAGUGGCCCCAUUGAUCCCUUAUCCACUCAUCACUAAGGAGGAUAUAAAUGCUAUAGAAAUGGAAGAAGAUAAAAGAGACCUGAUAUCUCGAGAGAUCAGCAAAUUCAGAGAUACACACAAGAAACUGGAAGAAGAGAAAGGCAAAAAGGAAAAAGAAAGACAGGAAAUUGAGAAAGAACGGAGAGAAAGAGAGAGGGAACGUGAAAGGGAACGAGAAAGGCGAGAACGGGAACGAGAAAGGGAAAGAGAACGUGAACGAGAAAAGGAGAAGGAACGGGAGCGGGAACGAGAACGAGAUAGGGAUCGUGACCGGACAAAAGAAAGAGAUCGAGAUCGGGAUCGAGAAAGAGAUCGCGACAGAGAUCGGGAACGGAGCUCAGACCGGAAUAAGGAUCGGAGUCGAUCAAGAGAAAAGAGUAGAGAUCGUGAAAGGGAACGGGAGCGGGAAAGAGAACGCGAGAGAGAACGGGAACGAGAAAGAGAACGAGAACGUGAAAGAGAACGAGAAAGAGAACGAGAGCGAGAACGAGAGAAAGACAAAAAACGGGACAGGGAAGAGGAUGAGGAAGAUGCUUAUGAACGAAGAAAACUUGAAAGAAAACUCCGAGAGAAAGAGGCUGCCUAUCAAGAGCGCCUUAAGAACUGGGAAAUCAGAGAACGGAAGAAAACAAGGGAAUAUGAGAAAGAAGCAGAAAGAGAAGAAGAACGAAGAAGAGAAAUGGCAAAAGAAGCUAAACGACUCAAAGAAUUCUUGGAAGAUUAUGAUGAUGAUAGAGACGAUCCCAAGUAUUACAGAGGCAGUGCUCUUCAAAAAAGAUUGCGUGAUAGGGAAAAGGAAAUGGAAGCAGAUGAACGGGAUAGAAAAAGAGAGAAGGAAGAACUAGAAGAAAUUAGACAACGCCUUUUGGCAGAAGGACACCCGGAUCCAGAUGCAGAGCUCCAAAGGAUGGAACAAGAGGCCGAAAGGCGUAGACAACCUCAAAUAAAGCAAGAACCAGAAUCAGAGGAAGAAGAAGAGGAAAAGCAAGAAAAGGAAGAAAAACGAGAGGAACCUGUAGAAGAGGAAGAAGAGCCUGAGCAAAAGCCCUGCCUGAAACCAACUCUGAGACCUAUCAGUUCUGCCCCAUCUGUUUCCUCUGCCAGUGGCAAUGCAACCCCAAAUACUCCUGGGGAUGAGUCUCCCUGUGGUAUUAUUAUUCCUCAUGAAAAUUCACCAGAUCAGCAACAACCUGAGGAGCAUAGGCCAAAAAUAGGACUGAGUCUUAAACUAGGUGCUUCCAAUAGUCCUGGUCAACCUAAUUCUGUGAAGAGAAAGAAACUCCCUGUAGAUAGCGUCUUUAAUAAAUUUGAGGAUGAAGACAGUGAUGAUGUACCCCGAAAAAGGAAACUGGUUCCAUUGGAUUAUGGUGAAGAUGAUAAAAAUGCUGCCAAAGGCACUGUAAACACUGAAGAAAAACGAAAACACAUUAAAAGUCUCAUUGAGAAAAUUCCUACAGCCAAACCUGAGCUCUUUGCUUAUCCUCUGGAUUGGUCUAUUGUGGAUUCUAUACUGAUGGAACGACGGAUUAGACCGUGGAUUAAUAAGAAAAUCAUAGAAUACAUAGGUGAAGAAGAAGCUACAUUAGUUGAUUUUGUAUGUUCUAAGGUUAUGGCUCAUAGUUCACCUCAGAGCAUUUUAGAUGAUGUUGCUAUGGUACUUGAUGAAGAAGCAGAAGUUUUUAUAGUCAAAAUGUGGAGAUUAUUGAUAUAUGAAACAGAAGCCAAGAAAAUUGGUCUUGUGAAGUAAAACUUUUUACAUUUAGUGUUCCAUUUCAGAUUUCUUCUUUUCCAUUCUUCAAUGGACUUUGAAUUUUUUUGUCUUCAAAGACAGUUGUGACAUCUGUAAUUUUUUUUAAUGUAGAAAAUGUGAAUUUUUUUUGUCCUCUAAUUUGUUGAUGCCCUGUGUACUCCCUUGGUUGUAAAGUCAUCCGAUCCUAUGUUGGUUCUCUUUAUACUCGCCAGGUACAAAUUACUGGUAAUGUUUUAUAAGCCACAGCUACUGUAUACAGCCUAUCUGAUAUAAUCUUGUUCUGCUGAUUUGUUCCUUGUAAAUAUUAAAAUGACUCCCCAAUUAUUUUGCAGAAUUGCACUUAAUAUUGAACUGUACUGUAUGAGAACCAAUCGCAAUGAUCUUAAUUCAAAUAAUACCAGUCACAUCUUUACCCAUUUCCCCGUGAUCAGAAAUGGUAAACCCUAUUCAAGGCUAGGAAUUUAAAAGGGGGUGUGCAAGUUAGCAGACAAUCCAUCUCUACUGUAUCUCUGUACGAAUGUGUUUGUGUGGAUGUAUGUAUAAAAGUCUUAUUUUUCCUAAUUUGAUUUGUAGGGCUCCCUUUUAUGUUUUUAAAUUGAAAAAUAGGAUCAUAAAGAAAACAAAGUAUUGUGCCAACUCAAAUGUCUGAGAUAAUUAGAUUAUUAUUUUCCCAGAGCAUAAUACUCUCUAUUGGCAAGCAACAGUCUGCUAAAUGUGAUGGGGUUUUCCUAUAGCCUGCUAUGUCCUUUGAAGAAGAUAUGAAUCAUGGUGGUUUGCCUCCUUCCUUAUUCCCAAACCCCAUCCACCUUUCAUUGUUUAGAAAUGAGGCAGACCCUUAAAUUCUGGAGAGCUUUAUUUAAUGUAAUUUUGCACUAACUGGUCCUAAGUUUUAUUUUGGUGUACUUUUUUGUUUU
Messenger RNA from Sorex fumeus (smoky shrew), 3654 nucleotides. It is a transcript of the gene RBM25, whose product is annotated as RNA binding motif protein 25. Bases 206 to 2737 code for a protein of 843 amino acids. NCBI's taxonomy places the organism in Eukaryota, Metazoa, Chordata, Mammalia, Eulipotyphla, Soricidae. The record is from RefSeq and is a predicted model, not a curated record. Gene Ontology annotation, molecular function: mRNA binding. Gene Ontology annotation, cellular component: spliceosomal complex. Gene Ontology annotation, biological process: regulation of alternative mRNA splicing, via spliceosome; mRNA processing. The transcript has 19 exons.